AUGUCCAAGUUUGAGUUGCCACCUCGAACUCGAGCAUCUUUGAGGGCUACUAAAACUGGGGCUGGUGGACUUACGAUAAAGGGUGUUACUUUGUAUGAGUUAGCCGUCAAGUUGCAAAAUUUGACCCACCAACUUGCAGAAUUUACUAGGCACUAUGUUGGUGUGGGUGAAGAGUAUCUGGGUUCAAGUUCACAGGAUCUAGAUUAUGACCCAAAUACAAACAUGAUAGAUGAGGAAGAUAAGGAUGAUUCGAAUAAUGAUGAAAGAGAUGAAUUAGUUUCGUUGUCUACAUUUAUAAAGCUAAAACCUCCAUCAUUCACUGGUUCCACAGUGGGAGAGGACCCAUGUAGAUUUUUAGACAUAAUGGAAAGGAUUUGUCGUGCUUUAGGAGCUUCAAGUACGAGGUCAGUAACAUUAGCUAGUUUCUGUUUUGAGGAUGUGGCAUAG
Molecule: messenger RNA, 447 nt
Organism: Theobroma umbraticum
Lineage: Eukaryota; Viridiplantae; Streptophyta; Magnoliopsida; Malvales; Malvaceae
Source: RefSeq, a predicted model, not a curated record